Cyclopterus lumpus (lumpfish) is the source of this 2142-nucleotide messenger RNA. Its product is annotated as adenylate kinase 7-like. NCBI's taxonomy places the organism in Eukaryota, Metazoa, Chordata, Actinopteri, Perciformes, Cyclopteridae. The transcript has 18 exons. Gene Ontology annotation, cellular component: cytoplasm. Gene Ontology annotation, molecular function: AMP kinase activity; ATP binding. Gene Ontology annotation, biological process: nucleobase-containing compound metabolic process. The record is from RefSeq and is a predicted model, not a curated record. Bases 1 to 2097 code for a protein of 698 amino acids.
AUGGGGGACGAACAGCAACAAACGCGUCCCAAACGUAUUUUUAUUAACGACGUCGACAGAUAUUCCUCCAAACACAUCGCUAAGUUUUUAUCGACAUCCAGCGUGGAUGAGGAGGCCUCUGAAGGAGCCGUGGAAGCAGGAGACACCUCCUCCGCUCGAGGUGAACCUGCUUUUCAAAUAGUGGGGACUGUGUCUCCGUCCAGCAAACAUGAUCAGCAGCCCUUUCUGUUGGAACAGUAUCCGUCACCAACUCGAGGCGAGCUUCUUGAACGCCUGCUGGAGUGUGACGUCGUGGUGUACAACAUCUCAGAAAGUGCUACACAACAGCAGAUUGAAGAAGCCACAUGGGCAAUCACAACGCUUAAUGAUGAGAUUGAGAACUUCAAGUCUCGAAAAAUGUUCAUCUUAGUCUCAAGUGUGAUGACCUGGACUAUGACCAAGCCGCAGGAUCCGGAAGAAACAGAUGUUCUGCUCACAGAGGAAGAGUUCAGAAGAAAAAGGCCACAUCCCAAUUUCAAAAACCACAAUAUUUUGGAGAAACUUGUGCUGAAACUUGGCAGAGGUAGAAACUCCAAGCUUGCUGGAUAUGUUGUAGCUUCUGGUCUUCAGUAUGGAGAGGGAGAGAACCUCUUUCACUACUUUUUCAAGGUCUCUUGGUUGAUGCAGCUUCCAAAAGUUCCUCUCUUUGGACCGGGAACAAAUCAUAUCCCCAUGAUUCACGUAAAUGAUCUUGCAGGAGUGAUCCAAAACAUUGUUGAAUUCAAGCCAAAGUCAAAGUACAUUCUUGCUGUCGAUGACUCCAAGAACACUUUAGAGGAUAUUGUAAAGAUGAUAAGCGAUACACUUGGUUCUGGAAAAAUUAACAAAGUACCUGAGCAGGAUGCCAUCGCCAUGAAGGCUUAUAAGCAAGAGGAAUUGGAAUACCUUAAUAUCAACCUCCGCCUGGAUGCUUUCAUUAUAAAAGACUCCUUCAGUCUCAACUGGACGUCUGAAGCUGGGAUGGUUGAAAACAUGGCGAGCAUUGUUGAGGAAUACAAAAACACCAGGCAGCUUCUUCCAAUCAGAAUCUGCCUGGUUGGACCUCCAGCUGUGGGUAAAACCACCAUUGCAGAGAAGCUCUGCAGUCAUUACCAAAUACACCACAUCAAGAUCAAAGAGGUCAUUGAGGAAAAGCUCACACAGCUGAAGGAGAUCGUGAAUGAAGCUGACCCUGAAAUUGUCAGUGAAGAGGAAGUGACUGCUGCAGAGAAACAACUGGAAGAAUUGAACCAAAGCAUGGAAAUGAAUGCAGGUCGACUGGCUGACCAUCUAGUUUUUAACAUUUUAAAAGAAAAGCUGAAUUCAAAGCCAUGCAGGAACCAAGGAUUUGUUCUCAAUGGCUUCCCCAAGUCUUAUGAGCAGGCAAAGCGGAUUUUCUCUGAUGAGGACACAGAGAGCCAGGAUUUGAUGCCCAAAACACGUGUGUACAACAAGGAGAUCACUCCAGAGCAUGUUUUCGCCCUCAAUGCGACAGAUGACUUCCUGACAAAGAGAGCUCAGGGACUUCCACAGAGCGUGGCGGAGAACAUGCGUUACACGCAGGAGGAAUUCGUGCCUCGCCUGACGAGAUACAGACAACUCAGUACCGCGGAGGAAACCCUGCUGGACUACUUUGAUGAGCUGGAGAUUCACCCAGAACAUAUUGAGGUCACUACAGCUGAUUCAGAGUACACAGAUGUCAUGAAGAAGAUCACAGAUACGGUGGGGAUUCCCAAAAAUUAUGGCCUAAAUCCAGAGGAGCAGGAGGUGGAGAACAAAAAGAAAGAGGAAGAGAGGAAACAGAAGCUGGCGGGAGAUGCUGCUCAGAAGAAACGAAGGAAUGAAGCUGCACUGGCUGAGAUGGCUGCUCAGUAUGAGGAGUGGCAGAGGAAUUUGUCCGAGGUGCAGCGGCAGGAGUUGGAGCUGCAGGAAGCUCACUCUCUUCCUCUGAGGAACUAUCUGAUGAAGUACGUGAUGCCGUCGCUCACUGAAGCCAUGUUAGAGUGCACCGAGAUCAAACCAGAGGACCCCGUCGACUUUUUGGCUGAACAUCUACUACGGAACAAGCAGCAACAAUAACAUUGAUCUCAUGAGGAGAUGUUAUAUAUUUGAGGCUCUGUUUUU